Messenger RNA from Saxophila tyrrhenica, 1317 nucleotides. RefSeq names its product phosphopyruvate hydratase (gene ENO1). Gene Ontology annotation, biological process: glycolytic process. Gene Ontology annotation, cellular component: phosphopyruvate hydratase complex. Lineage: Eukaryota; Fungi; Ascomycota; Dothideomycetes; Mycosphaerellales; Extremaceae. The transcript is spliced from 3 exons. The coding region runs from base 1 to 1317 and encodes 438 amino acids. Gene Ontology annotation, molecular function: phosphopyruvate hydratase activity; magnesium ion binding. The record is from RefSeq and is a predicted model, not a curated record.
AUGGGCAUCACCAAGAUCCACGCCCGCCAGGUCUACGACUCCCGCGGCAACCCGACCGUCGAGGUGGACAUUGUCACUGAGACCGGCCUGCACCGUGCCAUCGUGCCAUCUGGCGCCUCUACCGGCUCCAACGAGGCCUGCGAGCUCCGCGAUGGCGACAAGAGCAAGUGGGGUGGCAAGGGCGUCACUAAGGCCGUCAGCAACGUCAACGACAAGAUCGCCCCAGCGCUGAUCAAGGAGAGCAUGGACGUCAAGGACCAAACCGCCGUCGACAACUUCCUCAACAAGCUCGACGGCACGCCAAACAAGACCGAGCUUGGUGCAAAUGCCAUCCUCGGUGUGUCAAUGGCUGUGGCCAAGGCCGCCGCUGCUGAGAAGCGUGUCCCUCUCUACUCCCACAUCAGCGACCUGGCGGGCACGAAGAAGCCAUACGUCCUGCCCGUGCCGUUCAUGAACGUGCUCAACGGCGGCUCGCACGCUGGUGGACGACUCGCUUUCCAGGAGUUCAUGGUUGUGCCGACCGAAGCACCAUCCUUCACCGAAGCCAUGCGCCAAGGCUCCGAAGUCUACCAGAAGCUCAAGGCUCUCGCGAAGAAAGAGUACGGACAAUCCGCCGGCAACGUCGGUGACGAAGGCGGUGUAGCCCCUGACAUCCAGACUGCCGACGAAGCCCUCACUCUCAUCACCACCGCCAUUGAGCAAGCCGGCUACACGGGCAAGGUCAAGAUCGCCAUGGACGUCGCCUCCUCGGAGUUCUACAAGAAGGACGCCAAGAAGUACGACCUCGACUUCAAGAACCCCGACAGCGACCCCUCGAAGUGGGUGACGUACGAGCAGCUCGCCGACCAGUACCGCGAGCUCGCCAAGAAGUACCCCAUCGUCUCCAUCGAGGACCCGUUCGACGAGGGCGACUGGGAGGCGUGGAGCUACUUCUACAAGGACGCGCCGUGCCAGAUCGUCGGCGACGACUUGACCGUCACCAACCCCACGUUCAUCAAGAAGGCCAUUGAGACCAAGGCGUGCGACGCGCUGCUGCUCAAGGUCAACCAGAUCGGCACGGUCAGCGAGGCGAUCCAGGCGUCCAAGGACGCUUACGGCGCGGACUGGGGUGUUAUGGUGUCGCAUCGUUCUGGUGAGACGGAGGAUGUGACGAUCGCGGAUAUCGCGGUCGGUCUACGCAGCGGGCAGAUCAAGACGGGUGCACCGGCACGGUCGGAGCGUUUGGCGAAGCUCAACCAGAUUCUGAGGAUCGAGGAGGAGCUGGGCAGCAACGCGGUGUAUGCUGGGACCAAGUUCCACGCUGCUGUGAACAUGUGA